AUGAUGCAACCAGAGCUACUUCUGCCCUCGUGGCCAAUCUUCGAUUUUUGCGAGAUUGAUGGCUUUGAUUUCUCUUCUUCAUUCGCCUCCCCGGAAGAAUAUUCCUCCGAAAUUUCCUCAAAGUCAAAUCUCCGAAACACGUUCCAAGAUGAGUUUUUUGAUCUAGAAAAUUUGGGUGAUGAAAUCCACAUAUGCUCGGCUAUGGAAGAAAUCUGUGAAUGGAUAAACGGAGACGAAACAGAAGGGAACUCUUCGUCUCCGAUAACGAUUGAAGAAGAUGAAUGGAGUCCUUCUCUUUGUCAAGAAUCGAGCCGUGAUUCGACACUGCUUCCUAUUCAUAUUACAGACAUGUCGUUGGUAUUUCCGGGUGAUGACGUGACAGUGGACGAUCAUUUGAGCCUACUUCAUCUGUUGAGGGCUUACGGAGAAGCUGUAGAGAAUGGGGAGAAGAAACUAUCCGAGGUGAUUGUAAAAUCGAUAAACAACAAAAGUAGUCCACAGGGGAACACCGUGGAACGCGUUGCGUACAAUCUAUUCCAGUCCGGAGAAAGCCGAGGAGAGUUCUUGAGAGAGGAGUCGAUCAAGAAUAUCGAAGUGGCGUUCAAUGUGUUGUACCAAAGCCUCCCUAAUGGGAGAUUUGCUCAUUUUGCAGCUAAUUCGGCUAUUCUUGAAUCUAUUCCGAAAGAUGCAGUGGCGAUACAAAUAGUGGAUUUCGAUAUGGGAGAAGGGAUUCAAUGGCCUCCAUUGAUCGAGGCUUUGAGUAAGGGGAAAGUGAAGUUGAUGAAAAUUACGUCGGUAAAAUUAGAAGAGGAAUCCGAAUCCACCUCUUCUUGUUGGAGCUUCGAGGGUACGAAGAAACGGCUUUUAGCUCACGCACGGCAGUUUGGUGUGGCGUUGCAAAUUGAAGAACGAAGAAUCGAGGAUUUUGCUAGUGAAAUGAUGGUCAAAAGUGGAGAGUGGGUGGUGUACAAUUGCACGGUGGGGCUUCCACACAUGGUAAGGAGAAGGUCAAGAAGAAGUGUUAAUGAAUUUCUUAAGGUAGCUAAAGAAAUGUUAGCUAAUUAUGGAGGAAUAUUGAAUAUUGGAGAUGGAGAAGAAGUAGGGGAGAGUUUGAACAAUUUUGCUUCGUAUUUUGCGAAUUUUGUGAGGCAUUACCAAGCCGUGUUUGAAUCGUUGGAGGGGAAUUGUCCGGUGUAUCUCGCAGAAGCAAGAACGGCUAUGGAAAGGCUCUUUCUAGCACCGUUUAUGUGCCCUUUGGCUUGGUUUCAAGAUUGGGAGGAGAUGAGAAAAAGUGGUGUUUUUCGAGAAGAAUCUUCUUGGCUUGAAGGGCGAAAGAUUAGCCAAGAAAACUUGGCUGAAGCUAAGGUGAUGGUGAAUGAAAGAGAGAGUUCGUAUUCGGUCAGAAUCGAGAAGCUGAGAGAAAAUGAGAUGGUGUUGCAAUGGAAGGGCACGCCACUUGUACGAGUUUCCACUUGGAUAUGA
Molecule: messenger RNA, 1482 nt
Organism: Erythranthe guttata (spotted monkey flower)
Lineage: Eukaryota; Viridiplantae; Streptophyta; Magnoliopsida; Lamiales; Phrymaceae
Source: RefSeq, a predicted model, not a curated record